Molecule: messenger RNA, 2013 nt
Organism: Nelumbo nucifera (sacred lotus)
Lineage: Eukaryota; Viridiplantae; Streptophyta; Magnoliopsida; Proteales; Nelumbonaceae
Source: RefSeq, a predicted model, not a curated record
AUGGAUUCAUCUGAAACUGCUCAACAUAUCUCUCAUCCCAUCACUGUUAUCUUCGAUGGCUCAAACUAUGAUUUAUGGUCCCAAGAGAUGUGCAGUUUUCUCAAGGGACGCCUUCUAUGGCGAUAUGUGACUGGUGAGAUUCCCAAACCUGCUAAAAUUUCUGAUGAAACAGAAGAUAAAUUUGCUGAACGGAUAGAAAAAUGGGACGGGAAAAAUCAUCAAAUAUUGACCAGGUUUCACAAUACUUGUAUUGCAAGCAUCAAGUUGGAAUUUCGCAGAUAUGACUCUUCUAAAGAGUGUGAACCUGAAUGGGAUAGUACUUCUGUAGCUACUACUUAUUCCAAGCUCCGCAAUCGCCAACGUGUUUGGCAUCUUCUUAUGACUCUCAGGGAUGAGUAUGAACCUAUUAGUAGUACUCUACUUUAUCAUAGCCCAUUGCCUUCUCUUGAUGUUGUGAUCAACGAUUUGCUCUCUGAAGAAACUCACUUAAAAACACUUCGAGAUGAGCGAUCCUUAUUAUCUACUGAUGUUGUUCUUGCUACUCCGGGUACGUCUGCUACUUCUUCAACUAAAUCUCCAAAACGGACUUUCUACAAUUAUUGCAAGAAGACUGGUCACACUAUUUCUGAGUGCCGCCGCUUGCAAGCCAAAAAGACGUCUGGACAGAAGUCCUCAUCCAUGGGUUCUCUGGCUUCGAGUUCUACUGCAGCUGCUGCCACAGAGAAUACUUCUGAUAACACCUCUCCAAAAUUUUCUCUUAGAGAACUUCAAGCUCUUCUUUACCAGCUCCAACAUGAUUCUGGUAUACCUUCUAAAUCAGUCUUGUUCGUCACUCCAGGCACUGUUUCAACAUCUUGUUUGUCACUUCCUAACACCUUUUUGGUACCUCAAUUAUCUCUAAAUCUUAUAUCUGUUGGACAAUUAUGUGAACUUGGUUUUGAAAUACAUUUCUCAAGUCGUGGUUGUACUGUGCAUGAUCCACAGACAGGGAAGAUCAUUGGGACAAACCGUAAGGUUGGGAGACUGUUUGAGUUAUCAUCUCUUCAAUUACCAUCUCUUGCUGCUGUUGUCACCUCUAGCUUUUCCACCAUGAUCAAAACUCAAUUUUCCUCUAUCAUCAAGAUUUUUCGCACUGAUAAUGCCAUGGAAUAUAAAGAUUCUGUCCUUAUCCAAUUUCUUUCACAAAAUGGAACUAUCAUUCAUAGAUCUUGUCCCGGUACCUCUCAACAAAAUGGGCGUGUAGAACGAAAACAUAAGCAUAUUCUUGAUAUUGUUCGAGCUCUUUUAAUCUCUUCCUCUUGUCCUGAACGUUUUUGGGGGGAAACAGCCCUCAUUGCUGUUUAUACCAUCAAUCGCAUCCCUUCUCCUGUUAUUGGUAACAUUUCUCCUUAUGAACGAUUGUAUGGCCAUUGCCUUGAUUACCAGUCUCUUCAUGUAUUUGGUUGUGCUUGUUUUGUUCUAUUACAACCUCAUGAACAUACUAAAUCGGAACCAAAAGCACGUCUAUGUUGUUUUCUCGGGUAUGGUAUUGAACAUAAAGGAUAUCGGUGUUGGGAUCCUCUUUCCCAACAACUUCGCAUAUCUCGUCAUGUUACCUUUUGGGAACACAAAAUAUUCUCCAGCCUCUCCCCAUUUCGAGUUACCACGACCUCUUCACAUUUUUUUACUGAUCCUACUAUCUCACUUUUUCCUGAUGAUUUACCUGCAGGUCCGACUACUUCUUCAUCUAAUAGCUCUAACAGUACUGCACAACAUGCAACCUCUCCUGAUGCAUCUACCUUGGCUAUGGAUCCUCCAUCUCUGCCUUCUUCUGAGCCCUUGAUUCCUCCUGAUGAAUUCGACCCUGCUCAUUCUGAUGUUUCACUCUGUCACUCUGGUAGGGUCACUAAACCUUCCAUUCUUCUUUGUGAUUUUCAUUGUUAUUCUACCAUUGUAUCUUUAUAUGAGCCUUGUACCUAUCGUGAGGCUAGUACUAACCCUCUAUGGCAGAAAGCAAUGACAGAAGAAAUUUAA